Messenger RNA from Dermatophagoides farinae (American house dust mite), 1073 nucleotides. RefSeq names its product thioredoxin-related transmembrane protein 2 homolog. The record is from RefSeq and is a predicted model, not a curated record. Gene Ontology annotation, cellular component: cytoplasm. Gene Ontology annotation, molecular function: protein-disulfide reductase activity. Lineage: Eukaryota; Metazoa; Arthropoda; Arachnida; Sarcoptiformes; Pyroglyphidae.
UCAAUAUAAAUGGAUGACGGGCUUAUUUAGUGUCAUAUAUUACAUGCAAAAUCAUUUUUCAUUUGUUCGAUGACUAAGUGGAUUUUUGUUUUUACUUGAUUAAGUCAAAUACUAAGCAUCGUAAACCAACUCCAGGAUUAUAUGAACAGAUGAUCAGAAUGGCGAUCAUCAAUACUCGUGAUUUACAUAAGGUAUGUCAUCCGCAUUACCUGGUCAACAUUUUAUUGGCCUUUUCGUUCCUUGUGCUCAAAUUGGUACCACCGUUUUGCAAUUAUCUGUUCAAAGAAUGUCAGCUAGAACAUCGCGAUACAGAAAUUCUUUUCUUUACCAUCGUUAUAAUCAUGUUUCGAACGCGUAAACAGGGCAACGUCACUUUUCUGCCGUACUUGUCAUCGGCCUGCAUGCUCAUGAAGCUUGGUAAUAUUCUACUCUAUUUUAACGCUGGUCCUCUUUACGGAAUCGUUUUCGGUUGCUGCUGCCUCUUGCAAAUGUUAUUGUUACCUGAACCUACUUACCAAGGACCGGAAAACAUUGCCUACAUGAAGGGUGAAGAUCUUGAAGAAGAAAUUGGCAGGGACAAGCGAGUAGUUUGGCUAGUUGAACUUUAUGCCGCUUGGUCACCACCUUGCGUCGACUUUGCUAAUGUUUUCGCCGAAUUGUCUAACAAAUAUUCAUUGGACAAUUUACGUUUUGCGAAAGUUGAUCUGGCCCGUAACCCGGAUACAGCCACUAAAUACAGAAUUAACAUUUCGACUUUGAGUAAACAAUUACCUACAGUUAUAUUAUUCAUGAAUGGUCAUGAAACUAUGCGACGUCCAUUGGUCAAUGAGAAAGGCAAAUUAGUUAAUUUUGCCUUUACAUUCGACAAUGUGGUGAUGGAAUAUGAUUUGGACCAAAUCUAUAAACAAUGUCGAAACAAUCCAUUGACGACAGUGGCCGGUUCUAUGAACGAAAAUAAAAAGAAAAAAUAGCUUAAGAUAGAAAAGAGAAAUUUUAUUCGGGCAUCAUUUUUCUUGUUAUUGAUAUGUGUGUGUUCUAUUAUUAUAUAUUAAAUUUUAAAAAAACCUGUUAAA